AUGGUAUCAGUGUGGUGCCCGGAUAAAGUGGCCAAACAAAACCAGUUGGAGUUUUUACAUUUGUCGGUCCCAUCUGAAAGAGAGAUCACGUCCAAAAGCAAAACUGAAAGUCGACAGGAGACCGAAGAGUCUCGGACAAAUCGGAUCGAUCAGGCUUUGUCGAUCAUUAAACGAGGUGGGAUUAUGAGUGAGGCAUGUAAAUAUACUGGUACGUUCAAUGGUGUGUCAAAACUGGACGUCUGA
Opisthorchis viverrini is the source of this 243-nucleotide messenger RNA. RefSeq lists its product as hypothetical. NCBI's taxonomy places the organism in Eukaryota, Metazoa, Platyhelminthes, Trematoda, Opisthorchiida, Opisthorchiidae. The transcript has a single exon. The record is from RefSeq and is a predicted model, not a curated record. Bases 1 to 243 code for a protein of 80 amino acids.